GAGAAGGCGGAAAAGGGCGGGCCAAGAUGGCGGCGCCGCUGAGGGCUCCGCUCUGCGCUCUGCUGUGCCUGGCGCUGGCGGCCGCCGCCCGGGCCAAGCCGAGCCCCGUGAGGGUGCUGUCGGACGGCAUGUGGAGGGAGCUGCUGCAGGACGAGUGGAUGGUGGAGUUCUACGCGCCCUGGUGUCCCGCCUGCGAGAACCUGCAGCCCGAGUGGGAGAAGUUCGCCGAGUGGGGAGAGGACCUGGGGGUGAACGUGGCCAAAGUGGAUGUCACGGAGCAGCCGGGGUUAAGUGGACGGUUUAUCAUCACAGCCCUCCCUACCAUCUAUCACUGCAAAGAUGGAGAGUUCAGGAGGUACCAGGGUGCGAGGACUAAAGCUGCCUUCAUUAAUUUCAUCAGUGACGAGGAGUGGAAAUCCAUUGAACCAGUGUCCUCCUGGUUUGGCCCUUCCUCUUUCCUGAUGAGCAGCAUGUCGGCGUUGUUCAAGUUGUCCAUGUGGAUCAGGCAUGGCCAUGGCUAUAUGACAGAAAACCUUGGAAUACCGGUCUGGGGCUCCUAUGCUAUUUUUGGAUUGGCGACUCUGUUCUUAGGGAUGGUCCUGGGGCUUAUGAUGGUGUUCCUGGCAGACUGCAUCUGCCCCUCCAAAAGGCACAGGCCGCCACAGCUCCAGCCUCAGUCAAGGAAACAAGGUCCAGAGUCAGCUCACCUGCUGAAAAAUCGCUUUGAAGAGCAAGAAGCGGAUGAGGGAGAUGUCUCAGGUGGUGAGACUGAGGGUAAGGAGGGGAGCAAGAGAGACUCAUCACCGAGCGGGGUCCGGCAGCGCCCGGUGCCCAGCGCUGCUCCCCUGGAGAAAUCUUAGCUGCGUUUGCAUCAGGAUUAGUGCUUGAGUCAGCCACUCAAAGGGAGAUCCACCUCAAAUCCUUCAGCUUGAAGAGAAGAAUGACUCCUGGCUUGGUAACGUUGCUGCAGUUCGUGAAUUCGGAGGGAAUAAUAAUUGUUUAAAAAAAAAAAAAAAAAAAUCCAAAAAAGAACAAAGAGCAUCAGGUGUUCCAAAGGAAAACUUGCUGUUGCAAAUGGCUGGAACUUCUCCUGUCUGUGUGCAGAGAAGUGCCAAGCAAUAAUUGCUGUGGCUUCUGCAAUGAUUUGUUCCCUGGGGAUUAUUUGGAAGAGAGCGUAAACCAGAGUCGUUCUUGCAUUAGGGAGCAUCAGCAAGGAAAAUGCACUCCCCUGGUUGUCGGUGAAACCUCCCAAAAGGCUUCCCCCUUCUUAUACUGUUUUCCAGUAUAAAUCUCUCUAGCUGUGCCCCAAAGAAAUGCUGAGGGGAACAGUUCCUUUAGUUGUGGAACUAAAAUUCCUUUAGUUUAGGCUUUUUACGUGCCAGAACCUGCUUUUUGCGAUGACAACGAGUGCUACAAACCCCUCCCAACCUUUUUUUCCUUACAAAGAGCUGGUGGAACUUUAGCACAAGCACUCUGCAGCGGGAUCCUCUGGCUGACCAGAAACCUGCUGCUUGCAUCGAUUUCUUCCAGAAAAGGCUGUAGAAAACUCUCUGGGCUUCUUGGCAAAGUAGUUUUCUUCUAGGAACAAGUGACGAGCAGCACCCUGAAGUCUUGCCUGUCUCUCUGACUCCACGUGGGAAUGGUUUACACGCAGGGUUCUCUGUGCAAAUCCUCUCCAUUCCUCCUCCUGGAUGCCAGCAGCACUCUGCUCGUUUUUAAUCCAUCAUUUCUUAGCCAAAUCUUGCUGCAACUCCCUGCAGGCUGUACCUGGCCUGAAGUUAAAAUAACUUUUUCCUAUUUCUUUUGCAGAACCUCUUUUUUUUUUUUUUUUUCCCUGUUUUCACAAAACCAUUUCGGAACAUUAAACCUGAAUUUUUUUCUUAAAAAAAAAAAAAAAAGUUUACUCUUGUCUGUAUGAUGUUUGUUUUCACUCCGAAUAGAAAUAAAAAGAAUGCACAUGCCCAUUGGA
Molecule: messenger RNA, 1969 nt
Organism: Hirundo rustica (Barn swallow)
Lineage: Eukaryota; Metazoa; Chordata; Aves; Passeriformes; Hirundinidae
Gene: TMX1
Product: thioredoxin related transmembrane protein 1
Exons: 8
Coding region: 27-860 (277 amino acids)
Source: RefSeq, a predicted model, not a curated record